AUGGCACUAUCAAUGUUUCUCCGUACACCAGUAUGUACAAAUCAGGCAUUCACAAAGCAGAUAAUGCGUCUCGCAACAUACUCUGCAACAAGCAACUCAUCAUUGACUCUCCGUGCACUCCCAAGUGUUUUGUCACAUAAAGACCAUGCGAUUAAGCCACAAACUACACCAAUAUUUGAUUCGGUGCGGUCAUUCCGCACGACGGCGGUGCGCAUGUCCGAUGACGAGAAACCCCACGACCACGCCAAGCUGUGGGUGAUAGAGAAGGCCACCAGUGCUCUACUGGUGCCCCUCAUCCCCCUCGGGCUGCUCAUUCCUAACAAACUCUUUGAUUCACUGCUCGCCAUUCUUAUAACGGCCCACAGUUUUUGGGGUCUGGAAGCGAUAGCUGUUGAUUACGUCCGCGCGAGCAUAUUCGGCCCCGUCAUCCCCAAAAUUGCAAUCGGCCUGGUGUACCUGAUCUCCAUCGCGACCCUGGGUGGCCUGUUCUACAUCAUCAGCCACGACGUCGGCCUGGCCAACGCCGUGAGGCACUUCUGGUCGGUGAAGUCAAAUAGCCAGGUCGCC
This is a messenger RNA of Iphiclides podalirius (scarce swallowtail), 567 nucleotides long. The record is from the annotation of a GenBank genome assembly. Lineage: Eukaryota; Metazoa; Arthropoda; Insecta; Lepidoptera; Papilionidae.